Molecule: messenger RNA, 757 nt
Organism: Camellia sinensis
Lineage: Eukaryota; Viridiplantae; Streptophyta; Magnoliopsida; Ericales; Theaceae
Source: RefSeq, a predicted model, not a curated record
GUUGUGAUUUUUUUUUAUAAAGGAACUUUAUCUACUGGGGGCGAAAAAGAUUGGUUUAUUCGGGGCAGCACCAAUAGGAUGCUUGCCGUCACAGAGAACACUAGCAGGGGGAGAAUUGAGAGUGUGUUCUGAGAUAUACAACCAGGCUGCUCAGUUGAUGAACUCCAAGCUCUCUUCUGCUAUUACUUCCUACAACAAUAGUCUCAAUGACCCUAAAGCCAGGAUUGUCUACAUUGAUAUUUACAAUUCUCUGCUUAAUAUCAUUCUAAAUCAUGACAAAUAUGGGUUUUCUGUUGCGGAUAAAGGGUGUUGUGGGACAGGGAAUUUAGAGGUGAGCAUACUGUGUAACAAAUUGACUGACCCAUGUCCAAAUGACUCCGUGUAUGUAUUCUGGGACAGCUACCAUCCCACAGAGAGGUGCUAUAGAGUACUCGUCAAUCAGGUCCUUCAGUCUAGUCUCAACAAAUUCUUCUGAUCCUGCCCCAUUCGCCUCUCGUGAUUUCCCUCAAAUCAAAUCUUCUCUCUUUACUUACUAUCGAGUUGUCGAAAUAAUUGAAAUAUCACUCAUAUAUAGUGUAUGAUCAUUUCAGUAUGUAUUGUUUGUGCACAUUCCUUAAUUUAUAUCUUGGUACUGGUAUGUAAGGUUUUUUAUUGUGGGCUUAGUCAAGCUGGUUUUGACUGCAAGUGCGAGAGAGCUAGGCAUGGAUUGGAUCCUCCAACAACAUGUUGCAUUUUUACAUGGUUUUGUUAAGCUCCA